AAGGAUUUGCUAACAGGAACAAAAAGAUGGUCACUCAAAAGACAGUCGCUUGAUUAUAAACUGUAACAAAUACGUAAUGGAAAAUUGAAUCGAAGGAUGAAAAAUUGAUCGCCUUGAAAAUAAGUCUCGUUGGCAUUUGUCGAAAUAGCGACACGCGCCGUGAAUAAUUUUUGGCAAGUUUCCAAAAGGAGCAAAGUGGUCGCGAAUUCGGUCAAUUGGCCAGGCUUUACGCGAAGUUAAACGAACGAAAUAUCGAGUGUCCGUUUUGCGGGAUGUCGGAUCUUCGUAAGAGGUUGACUGAUCUAGGAAAGCCAGUUGUUCCGGACAUCAGCAUCGCCGCCUUGUUUCCGGUAAUAGAGGCAAUCAAAUGUGUUCGUCUUAUUCUCGAACGCUAAUUUAACGAACGUUCGUCCUUGCCAACGGAUUAUUUUUCCGCUUUAAUAUAUCACACGUGCGAUCGAAGGCUACCAACGCGAACUGUCAUUAAUUAUCAGACAUUAAACGACGAUUAUCGAUGAACCUUUUCCUUCGCGACGCAGAACGUGCAUCUGUUAUAUUAAGCAAUUACAUUAUUAUUCUUUACGAAUGCGGGAAUGAUUACCGCACGAGGACCGAAAGGAAAGUUUCUUUUUAUGCAUCAUAAAUAUUUUACUGUAUUUAAAAUCUCCUUGACAUGAAAUCUAACACUCUCAUGUACAGUUGUAAUUUAGGGAUGUGAGAGGAAAUGGAGGAGUCGUCCUUGUGUGCAACUAGGUUUUGCCUAGGUCCCAAAAUCGAUAAGAGCUUAAACUCUUUCCUGAACUCUUUGCUCCCUCUAAAUUUUUUCUAAGCUAGUAUUUCUGAAUUUCCUCCUCCUAGACUUCACCUCGAUUUUAACCCUUCUCUCCAAGGGAACCUUUCAAAACCUCCUUCUUCCCUUAUCUUCACUCGAAUGUACCUACUAAGAACUUGUUUCACACCUCGCACAAUAAUCCUACCGCCCUCUUACAGCCGUGCGGCUAACUCGAUUAAUUUUCACCUUAUCGGUAACUCAGAGAGCGACAUUCACAGAAUUAAACAAACAACGUUUUGCAAUAAGUAACAAAUCUAGAUUGUUUCACUGAACACAUGGUUUCGAGAAUUGACGCGUUGGAGCAGCAUGUGCCGAGGAGUCACAUGUCGAAAGAGGUGCAAUUCAAAAAGAAGGGGUGAAGUACGCGUGACCGUCCGAGGGGCUUCGAGCAACCGGUGUUAUUAAUUGGAUCACGAUGAAAAUACAUUUUAAGGUCAGCAGAUUACCGGAACAAUGUCAUUCGUUCGUCGAAGCCCCUGCUGGAACGAUGGAUUUCACCCACAAACGAGUUUACCAGAUUCUGUUGUCGAUUUUGGAUCCAUUGGUAUCUGGAUCGGCUAACGAAACGGUGGACGAUGAAGCGUAAAGCAUCGGUUCUCUUUCGAAGAUAAUUAAAAACCUCGUAGUGAACGUGUACGGGGUUCGUUUAAUCGUUCUGUAUUUUUGAUAAAAAUCAUCAUGAAAUCAAGUUGUAGCAGAUCGAAAUCAGAGUACGAUCUCUCUUCCGUGAAAUUGAACGAACUCGAUGAUCUCUUGCAUGGGAAACGGUUGAAAUUGUCAAGAACAUCGUUUCGCUUAAAUGACGCGGAAGACAUUCUGAGUACAAACGAAAAUGAGUCGGAAGAGAAACCGGAUUACUUUCCGAAUUGUGACGCGUCCGUGUGGAUGAGAUCAUGUGAAAAGGAAGUGAUAGAGCCAAUACCUGGCAAGGUGACAGGGAAGAUACCAUGCUGGUUGAAAGGUACGUUGUUGAGGAACGGACCAGGUAGUUUGAAGGUUGGGGAAUACAGUUUCAACCACCUGUUCGAUAGCUCAGCUCUACUGCACCGAUUUGCCAUUGCCGAUGGGAAAGUAACGUAUCAGUGCAGAUUCGUUCAGACGGAUGUCUACAAGAAGAACAAAGCUGCACAGAGGAUAGUCGUUACCGAGUUUGGCACGAGAGCGGUGCCAGAUCCCUGCAAAAGUAUCUUUCAAAGGAUCGCGGCGGUGUUUACACCUGGGGAAGAUUCUGACAAUUCGAUGAUAUCUGUCUAUCCAUUUGGCGACGAGUAUUACACGUUUGCUGAGACGGCAGUGAUUCAUCGUAUCGAUCCAGAAACUUUGGAAACCAAGGGCAAGGUGAACGUAUCUGACUACGUUCGCAUCGUAAAUCACACAUCACACCCUCACGUGAUGAACGACGGCACCGUUUACAACCUAGGUUUAAGCGUAACUCCUCGAGGACCUAUGUAUAAUAUCGUAUGCUUUUCUCCCAGUCGAAUUAUCGUCGACGAUUCAGGGGACGAGCAAGAAUUAUCGAUGUUCGAUCAAGCUGUCGUCGUCGCCAGUGUUCCAUCGAGAUGGUUGCUGAAUCCUUCCUACAUGCACACCUUUGGAAUCACAGAGAACUAUUUCAUAAUCGUCGAACAACCUCUAGCAGUCUCUCUGACCACCGUAUUGUCUUGCAAAGUGAAGCAACAGCCGAUGCAUGCUGCUCUUAAAUGGCACGAGAAUGAAAACACCUUCAUACACGUGGUCUCGAAGGAAACUGGGUCAUUGGAGAGGACGUUUAUUUCGGAGGCAUUCUUCUUCCUUCACAUCAUCAAUCAAUUCGAAACUCGUGAUCGCGAUUACAUAGUCUUGGACAUUUGUUGCUACCGCGAUGCGAAGAUGUUGGACUGUUUAUUCGUGGAUGCGAUGAAGAACUUACAUAAGAAUCCCGAUUAUGCUAAGAUGUUUAGAGGUAGACCUUUGCGAUUCGUGUUGCCAAUGAAACGUCCACAGUCCGACGUGCCAUUAGAGUACAACCUGAUCACCGCCAAAACGGUGAAUCAGGGUCUCGAGUCUUUUCAAGACGUUACCGACGUCAAAAAUCGUUCGGAGAUUAUCGACGGAUCAAAGGUAGAAAAUUCUGUCGAUGUUAGUAAAGAAAAGAGACACGACGGCAAGAAUAUUCUUCGACGAAGAGCGGCUGCUCACAGACUUCCGGAUGGCAACAUUGUCGUGAAACCAGAACUUCUUUGCGAUUUAGGCUGCGAAACACCGAGACUCAACUACGAUUCGUAUCUUGGCAGGGAGUACCGGUACUUCUAUGCGAUUUCCAGCGACGUGGACUUGGAAAAUCCUGGAACGAUCAUCAAGGUGGAUAUUUUGGAAAAGACGAGAAAAACGUGGUGCGAGAAGAACGUUUAUCCCAGCGAACCCAUUUUUGUACCUGACCCCAAUGGCAAAACAGAAGACGACGGUGUGGUGUUAAGCGCAAUCGUGUGGUCGGAUAUAGAGACACGGGUUGGUCUGCUGAUUCUAGACAGCGUGACUCUUACGGAAAUUGCAAGAGCCACCUUCGACACUCCUGGCCCGGUGCCAAAAUGCUUACAUGGCUGGUUUACUUUGGACAAAUAAAAUAACGCGAGACAAAUAAUGCGUCUUUGUCUACCGCCAAAAACGAAGCGUAUAUUCCAAAAGUAUGCGAUGCGUAUCGUAGAAAAUUGUCUGACAUAAUAGAUAUUAGCUACCUUCCUUAAAAUCAUUGCAACGUAAGAUUAUAGGUAUACAAGAUUUGUACAACGGUGAAAAGUAUCGACUGCACAAUAUUGUAAAUAAUAUAAUAAAUUAUUUAAUGUCGUUUCCCGAUCGUACACUGUGUACUUAUACUUGGUGAUUACUGGUCACGCCAGGAACUCGGUAAAGCGUGACACACAGGAUUAAUUUACAAUAAAAUGGGAUGCAUCGUGAAACUAUAACGUCGGAUGGAAUGUAAAAUGCCCUAUGAACUUUCGCUUAUACCUAUGUACUCGCAGAUAACCGAUCGUCGAAACAGAACGGUAUUAUCCGCAUCUGGUCCUAGAGUAACGUCAGAAUGAUUAAUUAAGAUAUCGUUUCCAAUGAUGCUAUCUCGUAAUUAAAAUAGUUUUCUACCAGAACACGGAAGAUAUUAAGAUUCCACUUAAAACAUUCCGCUCUCUCUCUCUCUUCGCAAUGAUCUAACAACAUCAUUGAAUUUUCACGCGCGAUUAACAGCGAUUAACGAUUAGAAUAAAUAGGUUUGCACAACCAUGGUCAGAUGAAUUUUAUACACUACAAUAGCAUUCAAUAUCAUUCGCGAUUCUUCCUUAAAUUAAUUAACAUUACGCUAAAUCACGCUUAUCAAGGUCACUGACUAUAUCGUCUUGUCCUAUAACAUAAUACGUUAUCGAUCACGAUUUAGGAUUGUAUUGUCUAAACGAGAACAACAGUCACACAAUUCA
Megachile rotundata (alfalfa leafcutting bee) is the source of this 4278-nucleotide messenger RNA. RefSeq names its product neither inactivation nor afterpotential B (gene ninaB). Gene Ontology annotation, molecular function: beta-carotene 15,15'-dioxygenase activity; carotenoid dioxygenase activity. The record is from RefSeq and is a predicted model, not a curated record. Lineage: Eukaryota; Metazoa; Arthropoda; Insecta; Hymenoptera; Megachilidae. Gene Ontology annotation, biological process: carotene catabolic process; retinal metabolic process.